This is a messenger RNA of Aspergillus viridinutans, 3624 nucleotides long. RefSeq lists its product as uncharacterized. Bases 1 to 3624 code for a protein of 1207 amino acids. NCBI's taxonomy places the organism in Eukaryota, Fungi, Ascomycota, Eurotiomycetes, Eurotiales, Aspergillaceae. Gene Ontology annotation, molecular function: flavin adenine dinucleotide binding; oxidoreductase activity, acting on CH-OH group of donors. The transcript has 8 exons. The record is from RefSeq and is a predicted model, not a curated record.
AUGUCAAACUUUGAAGAGGUCCGCACGGACGACUACCCCCAGCUCAGUCGUCCAUUUGAGUCGAUGAAACCAGACUACGACGUCGUGGUUGUCGGAUCUGGUUAUGGAGCUGGCGUUGCGGCAAGCCGAAUGGCUCGGGCUGGGAAGAGUAUCGCAGUGCUAGAGCUGGGCUGGGAAAGAAGAUCCGGUUCUUUUCCUCAUACUCUCUUCCAGUGCUUGGGGGAUAUGAACAUUUCUGGAACCUCUGCGAAGAAUUCCAAUGUUUCAAGAUGGCUCUCGUCUGCAAAACCGACGCGGCUCUUCCAACUGGUGCUCGGCGAUGGCCAGCAUGCUUUCGUUGCUCAUGGACUCGGAGGAUGUUCACUCAUCAAUGCCGGAGUCUUCCUUGAAGCCGACGAAAGAACACUACAAAUGAGUCCAUGGCCGCCAGAAAUCAGAAAACACCCUUCAGCGCUCCGAACCUACUACUCACGCGCGGCAACUAUGCUGCAACCCUCCGCAUAUCCAGAGGAUCAUCCACGCCUGAACAAGUUAGAGCAUCUUCGAGAGCAGUCAAGAUGGCUGGGCAAAGGACAGAGUUUCUAUCGAGUGCCGCUAACUACGUUCUUUCACGGCGGCCGCAACAACGCGGGCGUUGCGAUGCAGGCAAAUAGCGGAUCCGGUCACGAGUGCACCGGUCUUAACGAUGGGUCGAAAAACUCGGUGGCCACUACCUAUCUUGCGGAUGCAUGGAACUGGGGCGCGGAGAUCUUUUGCGGAUGUGAGGUGCGAUUUGUAGAAAAGGCACCCGGAAAGGGUUACAUUGUAUACUUUGCCUGGCACGGAAGCGGGAGGUCGGUGUUCAACGAGGAUUUCAAGGAGCAGCUUUUCUGGGUUAAAGCCAAUGAACUAUGCUUCCUUGCAGCAGGUGCUUUAGGCACUACUGAAAUUCUGCUCCGCUCGAAGGAGCGCGGCAUGCAGAUGUCUCCGCUAGUUGGAAGGAAUCUAUCCGGCAAUGGAGACCUCUUGAUGUUCGGCUACAACAGCAGCGCCAAUAUCAAUGGAAUUGCUCAAUCGUCAAGCGCUCGAAGCCGGCCCGGGCCAACAAUCACCGGCGCGAUCGAUAACCGAGCGUCGCAUAACCCUCUCGCUGGAUAUAUCAUCCAAGAUGGCUGCAUCCCUGAACCGUUAAAUCCCAUUAUCCAGAUCAUGUUCAUCCUGCAGACUAUCGGGAAGCAUUCACUUCAGCUUGGGAAGACCAUCGCCGCGCUGAAAUCUCUCCUCCUAGGCCCGUAUGCCCAUGGCGGGGCUAUCCAGCGCACCUCAACGUAUCUUGUCAUGUCGCACGAUAGCAAUGAGAUAACCUUGACCUUGAAAAACGGUCAGCUGUACCUGCGAGCACCCGCAGAAGGCAGAUCUGCCCACUUCAAGUGGAUCAAGGCCAUACUGAGUGAAGUGUUGGGCCGCUCAGAAGCAAAUAUCGGGUUUUCGUACUUCUAUGGCCGCCAUCAAGAGGAAAUUACGGUUCAUCUGCUUGGGGGAGCCAACAUGAGUCGCGACGGCACAGGAAGGGAAGGUGUAACUAAUCACCUUGGACAGGUCUUUACUGGACAUGGAAGCGAGGUACAUGAGGGUCUACUAUGCUGCGAUGCUUCGAUUAUCCCGACUGCGUUGGGUACGUUAUACAAGUUUGAUGGGCUGGCUCGUGCUGAUAGGCUAGGUGUUAACCCCCUCGCAACGAUAUCUGCUCUUGCAGAGCGAUCUCUCAGCUUGAUCACCGAGAACUCUGGAUUAUCGAUUGACCUGGAGACUAAAAAUGGUAGUCUGGAUGCUUGCAGCAAGCCAAAAGUAUCACGUUCCGACCAUCAGCUGAAUAAUGUGAAUGGCAGCAACGAAACAUCACAACCUAUCGGAUGGCAGUUUACGGAGCUUCUACGGGGCCAUAUUUCUGUUGAGCCAAACAUUAAGAGCUUUGCACUUUCCGAAACGGCAGGGAAGGGCUCAUCCUGUGCGUUGCAAAUGUUUCUUACGGUGGAAAUCUGCAAGAGGUCAAAGGAUAUUCGAGGAUCGCGGUACGAAGGCAUUUGCACUGGCACAGUGUCCUGCUUCGCAUUGUCUAGAGCCACCCUCAAAGUUCUGAGUGGCACGGUGGACUUUUUCACACAAGUGGAAGCGAGCGCAGAGUUGACAACUAUUUCAUACCACCUGCAGCUCAUCUCGGUAGAGGGCACGCAGUAUCGCCUGGAGGGACGCAAAGACAUCGACUCGAACAUAGCCUUUUCGAUCAGAAAGACUUGGGAAGCCACAACUACGGUGAAUGUUAGUAUCGCUCGACUGGACGGGACGAAGGUUGGAGCCGGUGCGCUUCACAUCUCAUUGCCUCACUUCCAAAAGCAGAUGAGGACGUUUCGGAUGACGAAAGAUUUCAACGUUGGUCUUCUCCUAUCUCUGAUGGCCUUCUUGAUCUCUUUUACGUACCAUCUCAGCAUGUUCUUCUUCCGUCCCUUCGUGCCAGUGCGGUUCCCCCACACCGGAUAUACCUCCGAUUCGAAAACCCUUCCCUCAAGCUCCUGCAAAGUCAUUGCGAGCGAUGGCGUACAGACGCUGCUUGAAAUAUACGACCCGCUCUCUCCGCUGGACCCCCUGCAUCCGGACUCAAAGCACCCACCAGUCCUGUUUCUCCCCGGAGUCACAGGCAUAGGCGCCAUCCAUAGCGUGUACGCGCUGCCAUUCCUGAGCCGCAACAUGGUCGACUAUUUCACAGCGCGCGGGCAUCGCUGCUACGCACUUGUUCCCCGCUGGGGCUGUGACGCAGCCACGGCAGAGGAGUCCACCGUGUUCGACUGCCGACUUGACGUGGCCGCCGCAUUAGAGCACAUUAACACCAGAGAACAGCAAAAACCCUAUGUCAUGGCCCAUUGUCAAGGAUCCGUGGCCCUCGGCAUGGGAUUGCUGGACGGGACUAUCGCAAGCAGCCAAGUCCUCGGCAUCACUGCGAACUCCGUGUUCAUGAACCAGGUCUUCGGCUACUGGAACUCCCUGAAAGGACGGACCACUCUGCUGAUCCGUCUCUACGAGCUGCUUGCGGGGACCUUCUUCCCGGUUGCGAGCAGCGAUAGAGACAGCGCUUUUCAAAGACUGCUGGACGCGCUCCUGCGCUUCUAUCCGUUUGCACAUCGACGGGAUGUCUGUACUUCCACAGCCUGCCGCCGCACGUCGUUUGCGUUCGGUUUGCUCUGGAACCAUGAUAAUCUUGAUGUGCAUCUCCAUGAAAACGUCCAUGAGUUCUUCGCGGGCACCCAUACCAAAUUGCUGAAACAUGUCGUGCGCAUGGGAACCCGGGGCUUCUGCUUGGAUAAUCAGCUACGUCCCCUUCUGACGGCCGAUAAUGUUCAGAGGCUACAAGGCGUACCGAUUCUGUUUAUCUCGGGCACGGAGAACGAGGUCUUCAAUCCGGAGUCGACGCUGAGGGACUAUGAGUUGUUACGGCGCCGAUUUGGCGAGCGGCUCUAUCGCCGGUUUUUGGCGGAGGGGUACGGGCAUCUUGAUCCUAUUGUUGGAAAGGCUGCUGCGGAUGAUGUGUAUUGGAGGGUUGGUGAACAUCUCGGAUGGUGUGUUAAGAAUGUCGUCUUGACAAAGGUUUAA